Molecule: messenger RNA, 11707 nt
Organism: Anguilla rostrata (American eel)
Lineage: Eukaryota; Metazoa; Chordata; Actinopteri; Anguilliformes; Anguillidae
Gene: nbeal2
Product: neurobeachin-like 2
Exons: 55
Coding region: 586-8865 (2759 amino acids)
Biological process (GO): intracellular protein localization
Cellular component (GO): cytosol; membrane
Molecular function (GO): protein kinase binding
Source: RefSeq, a predicted model, not a curated record
GUUUCUCAUUCAGAUUUUAACAAGUGAAUCUAUUAGAAGCAGCCCUCUGGGAUGUCACUUUAGACAGGUGUCCCUUACGAGUGCCGCAGUUCUGUAUUGGCGGGGAAGGGAGGCUCCCCAUCCAACUUGACUUGUGUGCAAACCUGGGUGCGCUCGUGCAGUCAAGCUCGAGACAGAAGAAUCUCCUACCGUUAUUGGUAUUCCGCGGACAUGGCUGUUGAUGUUACGCCUUCUCCCACGACGUCUUCUCGCUUGAAUCGCACUUAACAUAAGGAACGGAUACAGUAGGCGACACAUACUCAAGUAUUUCGUUUCCAUUUUAUUUUAAUUCAGUCAACACUUUUCUAGUAACUUCAGGAGAACUAGCUAACGUUAAUGGCUCAGCGACUGUUCAGAAGAUCGUGUUUAGAUGAUUUGCAAGCGAGCAAACGAGAGAGGUAACGUUAGCUUGCCAGCUAGUCCGGGUAAUACUCAGCAUAGACGCUUUCUGUGAGAAAUAACAUCGCUAGCUACUGUUACAUGAAGGAAAGUUCAAUGUUUUAGCUAACACUCAAACCGUGGGUGUGAGCAAAAGGGUAAAGGAGAAUGGCUUCAAAAGAAAGGCUCUACGAACUGUGGAUGUUGUAUUACACCAAGAAAGAUGUGGGUUAUCUGCAGCAGUGGCUGGAGGCGUUUGUGGCUUCUUUCGAGAAGCUUAUCGAGGUGCAGUCAUUGGAGCCUAGACGGCCGGAGGACUGCUGCUCAGAGGUCCCUCUCCUCCCCCGGGAGGUCCUGGUGCUGCUCAGCACCCAGCUUUGGCACAGCGCCCUCCAUCUGUCGGGGCAGGAGCAGAACAGCAGCAUCCCUCACCCCCUGCUGCUCAUCAAGUUCUUCAUCAUCAUCUGCAGGAACAUGGAGAACAUUGACCCUGACAAAACCCCCGGCUUUGUGUUUGAGACCAUCAAGCUUUUGUCUUUCUGUCUGACGCAGCUCAAGGAGCAGCCAGAAGAUAAGCAGUCAUUACAAGCAGUGGUGCACCAUGGGCUGCUGUUGUGUGAGAGCCUGUUUGACCCCUACCAGACGUGGAGGAGACGCCUGGCUGGGGAGGAGGUCACCCCACUGGAGAGGAGCAAGUAUAAGUUCUCCCCUCUGCCCCUGCCCGAGGAGCUCCCUGCACUCCUCCACGAGAGCUUGCAUGACAGCACGCGGCUCCCUGAAGUGCUCAUCAUGCGCCUGGUGCAUCUGCAGGGGGCCAUCAUCAGCGGCAGCCAGAAGAACGGUCUGUCCUGCAUCACGUCGCUGGCUGUAAGGGACCUCAUGGCCGUGAUGCAGGCCUGGUGCUGCCGGGACUCCUCCCAACCCAAGGACCCCCAGGUGCUGCGGCUGACCCUUCAGUGCCUGACUGCAAUGGUGCACCUGCUGCACUCCAGCAGCCCCUCCCAGCGGCAGGUGGACAUCAGGAAUGUGCUGGAAGGCUACUUCCGGGUCCUGAACUGGAACCGGCUCCCAGGGGAGGGCGAGGGAGACGGGCAGGGAUGGGAGGACAGUCUGGUCACCCUGCAGGCCCACAUGUUGAACGCCGUGCCGGAGAUUCUCCAGUGCUCGGACCGCCCCGCCCUGCAGGCCAUCUUCCUCAACAACAACUGCUACGAGCACAUCCUGCGGCUGAUCCAGAACAGCAAGCUCUAUCAGAGUGGCAGGAGUAGGCCGGAGCGUGAGGGUGCGUGUGACCUCACCACAUGCUUACUCACUGAGAUCGAAGUGGACCAGGUGUGGGAACGAGGGUCAGACUCCAUUACAGUCCACGCCCUCAGCGUCCUCACGGCUAUCAUGAGCAACUCCCCCUCCGCCAAGGAGGUUUUCAAGGAGAGGAUUGGUUAUUCCCACCUGUUUGACGUGCUGAAAAGCCAGGGUCAGCCAACCAAACGGCUUCUGCAGGAGCUGAUGAACAUGGCAGUGGAGGGGCCUCACUCUCACGGCGGGGCCCUGGGGAUCGGUAACGACCAGCCGCUGCUCCUGCUGCUGCAGUGGCUCCCGGAGCUGGCCUCCAGGGAGCUGCAGCUGCUGGUGUCGCAGUGGCUGGCGGGCGUGUGCGGCGGCUCGCUGGCCUGCCGGACGGUGGCCGUGGAGGCGGGGCUGGUGGGCGCGCUGCUGAAGGUGCUGGCGGACCCGGCGGCGCUGGACCGGCAGAGCGCCGACGCCCUGCUGGGGCUCCUGCAGGACCUGGGCUCGCUGUCCCUGCGGCCCGAGGAGCUGAAGGGCCUGCUGCGGCUGCUGCGGGCCGAGCAGGGCGCGCACCCCUACUGCGCCCGCAUGGUGCGCGUGCUGUCCGCCAUGGCCGCCCGCGAGGGCCGCAGCAGCGCCCUGCAGUACUUCGACCUCACGCCCCCCAUGGCCGGCAUCAUGGUGCCCACCGUCCAGCGCUGGCCCGGCAGCGGCUUCGCCUUCCACGCCUGGCUCUGCCUCAACGCCGACUUCCUGCCCAGCGAGCUGGCCCUCCCCACCACACCCACCACACCCAGCACCCCCACGCCCCCCUCCAGCCCCUGUCUGCCCAAAGGCCUGCGCAGGAGACAGCUGUACAGCUUCUUCACGGACAGCGGCACCGGGUUCGAGGCGUUCUUCACCGCGGAGGGGGUGCUGGUGGUGGCCGUGUGCACUAGGAAGGAAUACAUGGCAGUCAGCCUUGCGGAACAUCCUUUGACAGACUGUGCCUGGCACUCGGUGGGCGUCGUCCACAUUCCCGGGCGCCGCCCUUUCGGCCAGAACCUGGUCACUAUAUACGUGGACGGAGAGCAGCGCGUGACGGCCCAGCUGCGCUUCCCCUCCUUCAACGAGCCUUUCACUUCCUGCUGCAUCGGGCUGGCAGGCCAGCGCACCACCACCACCACCACCACCACCCCCACCCUGCUGCUCCCCCCCCAGAGUCCCACGGAGCAGGACUUCCCCGCCCACGCCGCCCCCCUCACCCGCUCGCAGUCUUUCCCCGCCUCCUUCGCUGCCGGCCGCUGGGGCGGCCCCACCCUCCCCUCCUCCCGCGAUGCCCCCGUGCAGACCAUCCCCGCCGGGCUGCAGGACACCAAGUGGGGCACCCCCACCUCGCUGGAGGGGCUGCUGGGGACCACCUUCAUCUGCCACGAGGCCCUGCAGCCGGCUCAGACCCGGACCCUGUACGGCGCAGGCCCCAACCACGUGCCCCUCUUCAAACCAGACGGAGAGCCGUCCGACCUCAACAGCAGGCUGCUGUUGUACUACACUCCUCAGGCCUUUAAGAAUCAGAUCUGCCUGGACCUGGCUCCUAACCACCUGUAUGAUGGGAGACUCACUGGACACAGAGUGGUCAACUGGGACAUCAAAGACGUCCUGAACUCCGUGGGCGGGAUGGGGGUGCUGCUGCCCCUGCUGGAGCAGCUGUGUGCAGCGGAGCAGGUGGAGCCCCGGAGCCAGGAGACGGCCGACCUGUUGGGGCCAGAGCUCACCUCAUCCAGGGGCCCCGCGGGCAUGCUGCUGCCCCUGGGAAGGUCCUCCGAGGGACGUCUGGAGAAGAACAGUGUGGCAGCCUUCCUGCUGAUGGUGAAGAACCUGCUGAGGCAUCAUCCCGUCAACCAGGAGAGCCUGCUGCACUGCCACGGGCCCACCAUUAUCGGACACAUGCUCAGCAAGGUGCCCAGCUCCAUGAUGGACAUGAGUGUGCUGAUGGCGUGUCAGUGCCUGCUGGAGCAGGUGUCCAGUGAGGGGAACAGCUCGCUGCUCUCCCAGCUGCACCAGCACCUGCUCUUUGACUUCCGCAUCUGGAGCAGCUGCCACUUCGCCGUGUGCCUCAGCCAUGUGCAGAACCUGACUGCUGCCAUCAAGGAGAAGCAGCGCAGCCGCAGGAAGUACGGAGUGCAGUACAUCCUGGACUCCAUCCGCACGCAUUACAGUGUGGAGAAAGACGGCAGUCCUCUCUCAGAAGAACUGCAGACAGUGCAGACCUCUCUCUUCUUGCUGCUCAAGGACUUCCUGCUGAAGCCCCUGUCGCCUGAGGAGCUGCAGAGUUUACUGGCCUACACCAUCACUGUGGGGGAAGAGCGACAGGUGCUGAAGGCGCUGGAAAUCCUGCACAGUCUCCUGCGCAGCAGUCCCCCGCGGGAGCAGGUGGUCACGGUGCUGCUGGACUGGGGCGUGGAGCAGCUCUACUGCCUGCUCUUCAAGAGCAGCUUCGGGGACGAGGUCCGGGAGUGGGUGUUCCGGAUCCUCUACAAGGUGCUGAAGAGCGAGGGGGUGUCGGAGAAGAGCAAGCAGCGCGUCAAGCUGAGGGACUCCGGCUACCUGGGGCUGGUGUGUUUCCUAGGAGACAUCCCCGCCACCUCGACUACCAUACGCAGCCUCUUUGAGCAGAUCCUCGCAACAGAGCCGAUCCUGAAUUCGCGGGACCUGCUGGCUGUGGCGUACCUGUCCCACCGCGCAGAGCUGGCUGUGCGUCUGGACAUCUGCCGCAAGCUCUUCCACCUGAUCCACUUUGGAGGGGACAAUGUGAAGCAGCUGGCCCGACAGCCUGGCUGGCAGGACAUCUUGACCAAGCUGUAUGUGAAGGAGUCCUACAGGUCCCACGGCAACAGCCAAUCAGAAUUCAGCCCUCUCAACUCCCUGGAUCUGCCUCCGUCGCGGCCCCCGCUCAAGAGACAGGACAGCAUUCUGCUGGAGGAGGGAUACAGGGAGAUCUUCCAGCCCUACUCCUCACAGGAAGAGGAAGAGGAGGACUUUAAGUCCAUUGAUUCAACAGAGCAGGGAAGCCACUCGUCAUCCCUGUCCAACGCAGUGGACAUCCCCAUGACCCCCCGUGAGGAUGAGGGAAUGUACUACCCCCUCUCCCCCUUUGAGCUGGACGUCAGUGGGAUGGGCCAACCGGGGUCCGCCCCCGGCAACCACACUGGCAGCCAGUCGGACACGCCCUCCCCUCUGGAUUCCAUGCGCCCCUUCCCUGGGAUUCGCACCAGAAAGAGCUCCAGCCUGUCCAAUGUGCUGAGUGACACCAGCUACGGCACAGACCCGCCCCCUGGAGACAACAUCUCCAACACGUCCAACCCCCAGCAGGCCCCGGAGGAGGAGCUGUGUAACGUGCUGACCAACAUCGUGUUCUCGGUGAUGUGGAGCGGCGCGGAGGGCAGCGAGGACGCCGUGUGGCGGGAGCGGGGGCAGGUCUUCUCUGUGCUCACCAAGCUGGGCUCCUCCUGCCAGCUGGUCCGCCCGCCGGACGACAUCAAACGCAGCCUGCUGGAGAUGAUGCUGGAGUCCUCGCUGUCCGACCUGCGGGACUCCCAGGGGGCCUUGCAGUCGCACUGCCCCAGCCUGGUGCGCCUCCUGCGCCUGCUGCAGGACUUCCUGUUUGCGGAGGGCACGGACAACCAGGCCCUGUGGAGCGAGAAGAUCUUUGAGGGGGUGGUAAACCUCUUGGACAGACUGCAGGCAUGGAACAGCAGCCCUGGCACCUCUAAUGUCCCUGAGCUGAGAGAGAUGGCUCAGGUGGGCCUGCGCAUCAUCACCGGGUACAUCCAGAAGCAGCACUCACAGGUCUGUGUGAUGGCCUGUGUGAAGCUGCACAGUUUGCUGCAGACCGUCCUGUGCCUGGGCUGGGACGAGGUCUGCUUCCUGCUGGGCCGGCUCGGCGCCCCCCUGUGGCCGGGCAAGGACGGCGCGGUCACGCUGGCCAACUCGGAGGUGUUCUACCAGCUGGUGCCCAUCGUGCGCACGCUGCUGGACCAGCACGCUGACCUGGGCACCCUGCAGAGCCUGCUGCCCAGCCUGCCCCGCACCAACGGCAGCGCCACCUUCGCCCAGGACCUGCAGGGCUACUGCAGGACGCAGGAGUGGCAGGACUUCUACAGGCUGCACGUCGAGCCCACUAUGCACCAGUUUGAGCUGGACACGUUUGGGAAGAGUCAUGACCUCAUGUCCAACUUCUGGAACUCCUGUUUCGAUGACCUAAUGAGCACAGCCCAGCGCCGGGACAAAGACCGGGUCGAGUGCAAGGCCAAGUUCCAGGAGAUGGUAAUGGAUCCCUACCUGAAGCGGGUGCGCAGUGAGAACAGCCGUUACCACAGUGUGCUGAAGCAGAGCAGCAGCCAGCAGGGGGUGGUGUCGCGCCACUGGAAGUCCCUGCACAGGCUGCUGAGCAGUGAGAGAGGGGCCUGGGCACACAGGAUACCGCCUGAAGUGAAGUGGAAGCUGUCCAGUGCAGAGACUUACUCCAAGAUGCGGCUCAAACUUGUACCCAAUUACAGUUACGACCCUCACAUUGAGGCCAGCGCACUGAGGGACAACAUGGGAGCCGAUGGCCCCCACAGCCCCACUGAAGCCCUCCCCUUGGCCGUCGCCAAGGAAGCCAAGGUGAGCGACAUGGAGGAUGACCAGCUCGGCGAUGAGGACAUCAUGUUCUUGGACAAACAGGUGGAAGGGGAGGAGGAGAGUCAGAAAGAGAAGCUGGUCCUGUCAGAGGACUGCGAGCUCAUCACCAUCGUGGCAGUGGUUCCGGGUCGUCUGGAGGUCACCACUCACCACCUCUACUUCUAUGACGGCAGCAAUGAGAAAGAGGAGACCGAGGAAGGAAUUGGAUUUGAUUUCAAACGACCCCUCUCUCAGCUCAGAGAGGUUCACCUGAGACGCUACAACCUGCGCAGGUCAGCUCUGGAGCUGUUCUUCAUCGACCAGGCCCAUUACUUCAUCAACUUCAGGAAGAAGGUCCGGAACAAAGUGUACUCGCGGAUCCUGGGCCUGCGGCCCCCCAACCUCUUCUACUUCGGCUCCCGGUCCCCCCAGGAGCUGCUGAAGGCCUCUGGCCUCACCCAGAAAUGGGUGUACAGAGAGAUCUCUAAUUUUGAGUACCUGAUGCAGCUCAACACCAUUGCAGGACGCACCUACAAUGACCUGUCCCAGUACCCUGUGUUCCCCUGGGUGCUGUGCGACUACACCUCGCCCACUCUGGACCUGGAUGAUCCUGCUGUGUUCAGGGACCUGUCCAAGCCCAUCGGAGUGGUCAACUCCCGCUUCGCCCAGAGCGUCCGAGAGAAGUACGAGAGCUUUGAGGAUCCCACGGGCACCAUCGACAAGUUCCACUACGGCACACACUACUCCAAUGCCGCGGGAGUCAUGCACUACAUGAUCCGCUCCGAGCCCUUCACCUCGCUGCACAUCCAGCUGCAGAGCGGCAGGUUUGACUGCGCGGAUCGGCAGUUCCACUCUGUGGCCGCGGCUUGGCAGGCGCGGAUGGAAAGUCCGGCUGACGUGAAGGAGCUGAUCCCAGAGUUUUUCUACUUCCCAGAAUUCCUGGAGAACAUGAACGGGUUCGACCUGGGAAGUCUGCAGAUGUCCCAGGAGCCUGUAACAGAUGUUGUGUUGCCCCUGUGGGCGGAGUCUCGUGACGACUUCAUCAGGAAGCACAGGAAAGCUCUGGAAAGUGAGCAUGUCUCCUCCCACCUGCACCAGUGGAUCGAUCUGAUUUUCGGUUAUAAGCAGCGAGGCCCUGAGGCUGUGGAGGCGCUCAACGUGUUCUACUACUGCACCUAUGAGGGUGCAGUGGACCUGGAUGCCAUCGCCAAUGAGACGGAGCGCAAAGCCCUGGAGGGCAUCAUCAGCAACUUCGGCCAGACGCCCUGCCAGCUGCUCAAGGAGCCACACCCGCCCCGCAUGUCGGCCGAGAGCGCUGCUCGCCGCCUGGCCCGCAUGGACACCCUGCCGCCCAACCUGUUUGAGCAACUCGGCAAACUCAAGGCCUUCAUGGAGGUGGUGAGUGACGGGGUGCCCCUGGUCCAGGCCGUGGUCCCCAGGAGCCAGACCCACUCCUUCAUCAUCCCGGGCUCAGACGUGCUGGUGACUGUAGGUGCCACAGGACUGCUGGGAACCCACAGCUGGCUGCCCCACAAUAAGAAAAUCGCCAACUACUACAGCUUCACCAAGGACCCCACCGUGUCCAACCCGAAAACACAGCGGUUCGUGAGCGGGCCCUUCUCCCCUGGGGUGGCCCUGGGGCCGCGGGUGCUGGUGGUGUCCAAUGACGGACGGCUGCUCUUCAGCGGGGGGCACUGGGACUGCAGCCUGCGGGUCACUGUGCUGGGCAAGGGCAAACUGGUGGGCAGGAUCUGCCGCCACAUAGAUGUGGUCACCUGCCUGGCUCUGGAUCUGUGCGGUAUCUACCUCAUCUCUGGCUCCCGGGACACUACCUGCAUUGUGUGGCAGGUCUUACAGCAGGGUGGCUUCUGCAGUGGCCUCUCCCCUCGGCCAGUGCAGGUUCUCUGCGGACAUGACCAGGAGGUCACCUGUGUGGCCAUCAGCACUGAGCUGGACAUGGCUGUGUCAGGGUCAAAGGACGGGACGCUGAUUCUGCACAGCGUGCGGCGAGGCCAGUUUCUGCGCACUCUGCGGCCGGUCAGUGAGGUGGGCGCGGCGGUCAGGGUGACGGAGCUGGCGGUGGGCCUGGAGGGCCACAUCAUAGCCCAGACCGCUGUGGAGGGCCGCUCUCCUGGGCAGGAGAAGUACUGUCUCCACCUGUAUUCGGUGAAUGGACGGCUGCUGGCCUCCAUGCCUCUGGAUGAGCACGUUACAGCCCUCUACAUGGUGCCACAGUACGCCGUCAUGGGCACCUCCAAGGGCAGCCUGCACAUUCGAGACCUGUACAGCUUGAGCCUUGCAGCAGCUCCGCUGGCCUUGAAGGUCCCUGUGUGCAGUGUGUCUGUUACCAAGAUGAGCAGCCACAUCCUGGUGGGCCUGGAGGACGGGAAGCUCAUCGUCGUGGGGGCGGGACAGCCUGCGGAGGUGCGCUCUGGCCACAGACUGUGGCGCUCCGCUAGCAGGAUCUCCCAGCUGUCUUCAGAGAGCGAGUACAACCCCACGGAGACCUCCGGCCAGUGAAGUCUGCCCCUGCGCUCUGACCCGAGACGCCCAGCGCAGACGGGGAGAUGUGGGCAGGGUUUGAAGGGGUAACCAAGGAGAUGUCUCACUGAGGAGACACCUGGAAGCAGAGCUUCGGCUGCCCCUCCCAGCCUCAUGACUGUCUGCGAGAUUCUCUCCUUCCCCCCCAGAGGGGACAAGAGAAUUCACAUUCAUUGGGAAAAUUUCUCUUACGGUGCACUUGUUUCUAUGAAAAGGGAAGUGAAAGUUACAUGUAUUCUUAAAAAUUGCUUUUAUUUGCCGUUCUUUUUAUAAAAAAGAAAUCAUUCCAAAGACUUUUGACUGCCGCAAAAACUGUCAUGCUGUGUGUUUGCGUACACACGUGCGUGUAUUUGUGAAUGUACUCGGUGGAUUAAUCCACUCAAAAACACAAUGCAGUUUAAAAUGAGGGUUCUGAAGCAGUGGCAGUGUUAGGCUUUGAUUCUCUUUUAUGCAGUGAGCCACAUAUUUAUCCACAUAGGAUUUUAAAGGCACAUCCUUCUCUCACAGAUUGCAGGGAAUAGUGAUGAGCCUGUCGUGGUAUAAAGAUGAGCCUAUUGAGGUUUUUUCUUUCUGCUCUGUUGAUUUGUUCUUUUAACCAGCGCCUUCUUUUAAAAAAAAAAAAAAAAAAAAACUAUCAUCCUGUUGAUCCUUGCCUAGCAGUGCCAUACUGGUGCCUCAACAGAACUCUUGCUGAAACUUGAAAACUUUGAGCCUGCUGUGCUGCAGUACCGGUGCGUUCCAGAAGAGGCGCACCGUGGUACACCUGAAUGAGUGGGGUUUCGUCCUGUGUGCAGUGUGAAUACUGGGAAAUGCCACUAAGCAAUAUUGAUUGUGACUGAGAUGUCAGUUAUGAAAGGCCCGUUUUCAGGCUUGGAAGUGUACAUGUCUGCCUAGAUUUAGUGGUUAUCAGAGCUUUGGAAGGGAAGUUUGCAAUUGUGAUUCUAGUCCAGAGAAGUUCCUUCAAGCUUGAAGUCCACUGAUUUUAGCACAUGCAUUUAAAUGAACCAGAAUUUCUCCUUUGUGUCCUUGUGAUCAGAAAUGCAUCUGUUCACUUUAAAUGAGCUGAUCUGCACCACUGUUCUGCACACCCGUUGUAAACAAAGACCCAGGUUCCAUCAACCCUUGCUUAAUUUAAAAGCACAUAUCACUUGAAAAGUGCCUUUUGUUCUUGAGGGAAAAUGUCACCUUACAUUGAAUAGCACACUGAAUUGUAGAAUGUAGAGCACAUUCAGACACAGUUUUGGGAUCAGCCUGUGUGUGUCCGUGUGUGUGUGCGUGUGUGUGUGCGUAUGUGUGUGUGUGUGCGCAUGCUGUCCUUCCUCUCUCCUGUUUCUCUGUUUGCAUAGCCUCCUUCAUCAUCAUUUUUUUCCUUUCUCAUUCAAGUCGCUUACAGAGUCACUGACAAAGAAAUCAACCAACAAGUAUAUUUGUUAUGCAGUGUAAAUGUGAGGUUUGGUCCUUGACCUGUAUAGUCAAAUGUAAAUGUGUAUGUUUGUACAUACGAGUGUGUGUGUGUGUGUGUGUGCGUGCACACUGCACGUACUUACGUGUGCGCACACUUUUAUGAGGAGUGUGUGGUAGGGCUUUUAAAGGCAGAGACACCGUAUGUAAAUAGGAAAUGGGUGUACAGGGGAGUCAGAAGGGAGGGCUGUCUGACGGAGUUUAGCAGCUGACCUCAGUGCUCCCCAUCACUGUGGACCAGCUGCCUGAUGGAGGGUCGAGGGUUUGUCAUUGCAAUCAAUCAAUCAGUCAGUUUCUUUUUCAAUUUGAGGAUCAUUUAGGGGAAAAAGGCCCUCACUCAUACUUAAGAUUUUUUGUGAAAUUAUAGUGUGUGUUCAUGUAUUUUUUGGACUGAUAUUGGAUUUUUUUCUUCUUCUUAUUGACCUUAUAUAUUUUGUUUUAGAGUUUGUUUGAUUUCCUGAAGUAUGUACUUAAGCACUGAAAUUCUUUGAAACGGUGUGCCUGGGAAGCACAAAGGGUACCCAGAUGGCUCAGUCUAAGUGGGUGAGCUCACUUCCUGUCCAAACUGCUCGUGUGAUAGUAAGCCUCCUUUAGUGUGUAUACUCUUAUUGCAAGAGGAGAAGAGCUGAAUGGGAAUAAACUGCUUCAGCUAAAGUCUUUCCCACUGAAUUGCCUCAGCGGUCCAAGCACAAGCUCUCUGGCUUGAUUGCUGUGGUCUGAAUCACGCAGUAAACCAGCAGGAGCUCUGUGUUUGAUUAGCAAGGCUUGGUUUGGAACAGUUCACGGAAGUUGCACAGUGGUUAUCUUCUAUUGUGCCUGGAACCCUUUGUACAGUACAGUCUUAAUUCCAGGUCUGGCUGAGCUGCAGUAACGCUGGCUCGUCUGCAGUAUACUGAACAGAUAAGCCUGGCUGGUUUGCAUAAUCACGUUUAUUUUUGCGUAUGUGUGUAUUUUGGAGCUACUCCCAUUACAGCUGGGAGACUUUAUCAUGAGAUGCACAGAGCCUUUAGAUGGGCUUGCCUGAUCCUAUGCAGUAAUGUCGGUUUGGCUGGGUUUGGAGAGAGCUUCCCAGUUAGUUCAGAAUGGUCAUCCCCGGCUGUCCUCACUACACUGUUCAGAGCCGUGGUACCCUUCAGCCCAGGACACUGCCGCUCCCCACACCGUAUCACUGUCCUGUACUCUGUAUCUGCCUGAGCAGCAUCUGCACUUGCACAGAACACAGUCCACUUUCCCCGGUGCCUUACGCUCACGUGCCACUGGCUAUUUCACUGUCUUCAGAUACUGCAACUUUGUGACAUUUAUUGUUCUUUUAAGACACUGAAUUACAAAAUAUAUUUCUAUUAAAGACUUUUUUCUAUCA